AUGACCUCUGGCUAUAUUCGGCUGGCGCUUUUUUUCGCCAUUUUUGGAGCUGUUAUGGCUAGUGAGUUUUUUAAAAAAAUAAAAAAAAAUAGAAAAAGUUCCGACCGGGGUUUGAACCCUGGAGUGUAAAUUUAUCCCGCGCUGCGCUAACCGUCUGCGCCAUGGCUGCGCUUUUUCCUCCCUGUGCAAAUUGCAGAGACAAUAAAACUAUUUCAGCCUGGUCCAUGAGUUCGUACGCGUGCAACCAGCCUCAACUCUACCAACAAUGCAACUGUCAAUCCUUCUGCGGUAGCUACGUUCCCCAACAAACCUACAGUAACCCAUGUUCCUAUGGUUACGGUAAUUGUGGAAGUUAUCCGCCUCGAAGAAGACAUCAUCAUCGCAGAAGACAUCACAAAAAACCACGUAGAAAAUUCGUCGUGGAUUCGGAUUCGGAUUCUGUAGAAGUUCCAGCGUUGCCACCGCGAAAAUCGAAAAUUAUUUCUGAAGAAGAAGAGGAUGAGGGAUUUAUUGAGCAGACUACUGUAAGAGCGACUACUGUAGCCAGUCAAGAUAGCUCGUGGGAAAAUGAGGUUGGUUUUUUUUGGGGGGAAAAUUUUUUUUUUGAAAAAUUUUGUAAAUAUAAAAAUCAAUAGAUUGCUCAUGUUAAUCCAAAAACUCUGAAUUUAAAAAUUGUUGAGCAUUGCUCAUGCUAGGUCUUUAAGAGCGAAAAUUGCUCAUAUCAACCCAAAAAAAUAAGCUGAAAUAUUUUUUGAUGAAAAAUUCGCCAUUGCUCAUGUUAACUUUGAAAAUUCAGGGUUUUUGAGCAUUGCUCAUGUUAGUUCCAACUUUGUAGAAAAAAUCGUCUCAGAUUAAAAAUUGAGGGAUUGCUCAUGUUAACCCCACAAAUCCGCAUAAUUUGGAGAUUUUUGAAUUUUUAAGCAUUGCUCAUACUAGAACCAAAAAUUGUCCAAAAUUAAAUAUUGCUCAUCUUAAUCCAAAAAAUUGAGCUGAAAUAUUUUUUGAUGAAAAAUUCGCGAUUGCUCAUGUUAACAAAAAACCAGAUAACUUAAAAAUUGUCUACAUUGCUCAUAUUAAACCCAAACCUAUUCCAGGAUCUCUGGGAGAAAAAAUUCGAAAACCGCAAAUCCACCAAAACCAUUGACGACGAAGACGAGUUCCCCGAAAUCGAUAGCGCUGAACUCGAAGCGGCGCAACGUCGCCGAAUCCCAACAGCCGCUCCAGUUCAACCUGGACUUGGCGGAGGUGGAUUGGGUGGAUUAGGAUUGGGAAAUGGUGGAUUGUUUGGGAUUAGCAGUGGUGUUGGAGUUGGAGUUCCGGGUGUUGGACCGAUUGGUGUUUCGUCAGGGCUUGGAAUCGGGAAAUAA
Messenger RNA from Caenorhabditis angaria, 1367 nucleotides. Lineage: Eukaryota; Metazoa; Nematoda; Chromadorea; Rhabditida; Rhabditidae. The record is from the annotation of a GenBank genome assembly.